This is a messenger RNA of Gasterosteus aculeatus aculeatus (three-spined stickleback), 838 nucleotides long. Lineage: Eukaryota; Metazoa; Chordata; Actinopteri; Perciformes; Gasterosteidae. The record is from RefSeq and is a predicted model, not a curated record.
CCGAACCGGAUAUCCUGUCCGCCAUCCGCGCGUGAAGAAACUCCGCCACACGUGGAAUCCAGAAGAGAACGAACGUGCUACCCGCAAAAUCUUUUUUUAAAACAUAAAACAUAUAUCUUCGAUAUAUUUUGGUCCCUUAAAACGCUCCAUUUUCAAGAUGUUCCUGCAGUUUUACCUGAAUGAGGACGGAGACAGAGUCUACACUCUGAAGAAGACUUGUCCGGCCGGGCAGCCCACCAGCUCUGCCCACCCGGCUCGCUUCUCUCCGGACGACAAGUUCUCCCGACACCGGGUGACGCUGAAGAAACGCUUCGGCCUUCUGCUCACCCAGCAGCCCAGACCGGUUCUGUGAGGCGACACCGCAGGCGGAGAUUAGGACUGUGAAGCAAAAAUAAGAAAAGAAAACAUUCAGGAGUCCAACUUGUGACCGAGCAGCUGGGAUCUGGGGCUGUUUUCCACCUCAUUGAUCUUCAUUUUAUGUACCGUUUAGUUUGUCGACAUUAUUUCAUGGAUGAUAUUUUGUUUUUCAUAUGGAAUAAAUGUCCGGUUGAUGUUUUUUUUUAAUUUAUCUGAUUGUUUCAAUGUGUAUACGUUCACAUGUGAUACAUUUAGGAAGAAAGGUGGAGAAACAUCUUGUGAAUCUUAUGUUGAAGCCUUUGCAGUCAGAUUUUUUCCCAGAUGAACCAAUGAGACGUUUUCCUUUGGCGUGUGAGACGUUGCUCUCUGUCAUUAUCAAACGUUUUUUGAUACGUUCCUGUCUCCUUGUGGGAUUUUAAAAUGACCGUACAUUUCCAAAUGCUUACCGUCUGCAAUCUUUGAUAAAUCGCCAAGAUGUCAA